Annulohypoxylon truncatum is the source of this 1129-nucleotide messenger RNA. RefSeq lists its product as uncharacterized. The transcript has 3 exons. Lineage: Eukaryota; Fungi; Ascomycota; Sordariomycetes; Xylariales; Hypoxylaceae. The record is from RefSeq and is a predicted model, not a curated record. Bases 419 to 1015 code for a protein of 198 amino acids.
AAAAAAAUAGAAAAUAGCAAGGUUUGGACGAAUAACCACGUUGGGAUGAUUACGCGUUUAACUGCAUGGGACCCUGCUAUGCUUGUGUUCGCCGCAACCCCGGACCCUCCCGCAGCCCCCGCGACGGCCCACAAUCCGAAUAUAGAUACUAACACCGUCAUGGCAUAGUUGACGAUUUAUUCUAAGGACGAGCUGACGAAUCGAUAUUCAAGCAGGUUCAGGAAAGGGGCACAACUCGAGGGUAUGAAUAAGAUGAAAAGACCGGCGCUGGGUCGAAAUAUCAUUUAUCAACGACCGCAACUCGGUUGAUAACUUUUCCAGAUCACAAACAGGGUCUUGCUGUCUAUCAUCUUACCCAAGUUCUUCAGUCCUUUGCGAAAAAUCAAAAAAAGUCAACUCCAUUCGUUACUUAUCCACAAUGCCUGCACUCAAGAGUCUCUUUCUUAUCGGCCUUCCCAUGGCCUUCGCCGCUUCACCAGCCCUCAUGAGGCGCGGACCCACCACCAACUUCAGCCUCUACGCCUACGGCGAUGGUAUCGGUGGCGCUCAGGUCUUCACCACCGGCCAGGGUGCCUUUGUCGGCUCGGCAUCUGCUUCUAACAGUACUCAAGCUGCUCCCGUUUUGUUCGAUGUCGGCACGGAUAACUCUUUGUUGGGAAGCCCGAACACCACUGACACCACUCCCACCUGGUCGAACCUCACUUUCAAUGUUCCGGACACUAUCACGGCCGGUCAUCAGGUUUCUUUCAGCAACUCGUCGACUAACAGCAGCGGAAGGUCUGCUUCAGGUUUCAUAUUCUAUGGUCAAUACUUAUUCCACCAGGCCUCCAGUGGAGAUCUCAAGUCCAUGUGGUACGCCCUUCCUUCCGGCCAGGACGGCAUCUGGACCCUGAACUGGAACUCAACUGGCGACACCACCGAGGGACAGGUGAUCGUUACUCUGAGGGCUGUGGCCCCAUCGACGGACGGUGCGGAUUCCCCGACAGCGGAUUCCACUGAGGACACGACAUCCUAGGUAGAGCAUGGAUUAGCAACCUGUUACGAUCGUUUAAGGAGGUUGAUAGUCUAUUCCAUGGGUUAGGUGUCUGCCUCCCAUGAGCCACUCGUUGACACACAUUCACACCGAGGC